AUGAGCGUGGAUGUGUCCGAGGCGUCGGCGCAGCUCGCGUCGGUGCUGGCGGAGAUCAACGCGGCCGUGGCCGACGGCUCGCUCUCCCCCGACUUUGCCACCAAGCUCUCUGACGUCUACACCCGCGGGCAUGCUGCGCUCCUCAAGAGCUUUGCUGCCGAGCAGAGCUAUCUCAAAAAGGCCAAGCGGCUCAACCUCGAGCUGGCCGAGCAAAAGGGCCCCGCCGCGGUUGCGGCGGGCGACGGCGGCGUGGGCGACGACGCCGACAACGGCGGCGAUGGCACCAGCGGUGGCGACAAGGCCGAAAAGAAGGAGUCCGGCGUGGAGGCUGCCACCAGGGAGCUUUUGCAGCACAAGCUUGAUCUCGACCUUGCCGAGUCCCGGAUCCAGACGCUCAUGCUCACCAUCGAGCAGCUCGAGCUCGAGCAUGCCGAGGUCAAGGCCGAGUACGAGACGCUGAGGGCGGCCGAGGUGGCCGAAGUCCGACCGGCGUUUGAGCGCGAUCGCAAGGCAGUGCAAGCGCUCGAGAAAGAGGCUACUCAGCGGCGGAGCCAGAUCCAGAACCUCAAGCGGACCAAAGCGCAGCUGCUGGAGGACGCGUCGGCCGCGAUCAAGGCCAAGGCCUCGUACGCCUCGGUCCAGAAGCAGCUCCAGUCGGAGCUCGCCAAGCACCGUGACGAGGCUGCCAACAUCGAGGCUGCCACACGGGUCUUUCGCAAGAACAUGGCCGAGCUCUCGGAAGAGGCCACACGCCGCGACGCCUCCGUCGCCAAGCUCACUGCUGAGGAGGCGCGGCUGCUGAAGGAGCUUGAGGAGGCCAAGACCGAAGCGGCCCAGGCCAAGUUUGCUGCAGCCAACUACGCGUCGACGUACAAGGAAGUUGAGCGCGCAGUAGAGGACGUCGAGUCGGAUUUGACCAAGGCCAACGCGCAAGUCCGCAUUCUCGACGAGCACCUCGCCGACAUGGCGCUUCAUGCCAAGGAACUCUCGUUUGAGGCGACCAAGACGCACGAAAAGCUGACCAAGCUCAAGCGGGAAAAGGCAUCGACGCUCAAAGCGCUGGUGCGGGUCCAGGCUGACGUUGACUCUACCCGCGCACAGACGAUGGAUCUCGAGAUGCAGAAGUCCGAGCUGGCAUCCAAGGUCCGUGCUUUGCAGAGCUCAAUGGACUCUGCCCAAAAGCAGGCAGCCAAGGCGGCGGUCGAGGUCGACUGGUACAUCUACGACUUUUUCAACGAGGAGCUGCUGGGUCAGGCCAAGGCUGCCCAGGUCAAGGCACUGUACGAGGAGAACCGCGCGCUGGAGCGCGAGCUCGCUGCACUGCACACCAAAGAGAAGAGCUUGCUCGCCGUCCAGAAGGACCUGGUGAUGAAGAACGACAACUUGGCGCGGUCGUGCACCCAGCUGGCGUCGCAGCUGAAGGAGGCUGAGGUGAAAAAGGCCAUGCACGCCAUGGCCGUUGCUGACUUUUCAAAGUCGACGACCCAGGUGGCCAAGCGGUACAAGUACUACGAGAAGCUGUUCAACACGGUGAAGAACGAGCGUAACCGGUCGGUCAACGCCCUUCAACAGCUCCACCAGGAGGCCGCAGAGUAUAAGGAGAAGCUCAAGGUGCUGGCAAACGAGAUCGAGAUCCUGCGCGCCGAGAUCACCGCCAAGGACAAGGAGUAUGUGGCCAACAACCUCGCGUUCAAGAACGCGUGCACCCAGCUCGAUGCGCUGACCAUCGAAGUCAACAAGUUUCUGUUCGAGUACAAGAAAAAGCGCGACGCCAUCGACCAGCAGCUCGCCGAGGUCGAGCGGCUCAACUCGGCUAUCAACUCUGCCGAGGCUGCCAUGCUCAAGCUGAAGACCCAGUACGAGGCCGCUGUUGAAGACCGCAACUUUACCGGCAUCCAGCUCAUCGACCGCAACGACGAGCUGUGCAUCCUCUACGAGAAGGCCAACUUUCAGGACCGCGUCCUCCGCACCGGAGAGCUCGAGCUUCGUGACCGCGAAGAAGAAGUCCGCCUGUACAAGCUGCAGCAAAACGAGCUCCAUCGGCGCGUCCAUGCCAAGCAGUCGCUUGUCUCGCGCGAGACCGAGCGGACGCUCCUUGCCGAGAUCGAGCGGUCGACUGCCGAGCUCGAGGCCGAGCAAGCCAAGGUCCAGAAGCUCGCUGUCGAUCUCGAGGAUCCGUCGAACGAGCUUCGUUGGCGGCCGGUGCCCGGGCGCGACCCGACCAAGAAGGAGCUCUACUCGAAGCUCAAGGAGCUCGAGGAGCGGCUGAAUGCCAAGGAAGAGGCGCUGCUAGAAAAGUCGCUGGUGCUGGAGGAGAUCUCGGCGCUCUCGCGCCGGCUGCGGACCAAGGCUGCCGACGGACAAGACGACACACUGGCGCUUGCCAAGCAGGUCAACGAGUUCCAAGCCCGCAUCCGCACAACGACCCGCAAGAUGAUGGCCACUGUUUCGGAGCUCUCGAUGUACCAGGCGACGGCGAUGAAGCUCAAGCAAGAGGUGGCUGAGAAAGAGGGACUUCUCGCCGAGGCCGAUGAGCGCAUCGAGUCCGGCCUCCCGCCCACCGCUGAAGCCGCCCGCGCCUGGUCGCAGCACCUUGCCGCCCAGCGCCGCGCUGCCCUUGCUGCAGCCGGCUCGAUCGAGGGCGACGACGACAUGUACCCCAAUGACUGGGAACCAAAGGAUGGGCCGCCGACGCGGGCCAAGCCGCGGAUCAACGCCUACAUUCCGCACCACACCACCGGCCUCCUCCCCAUUCCGCAGCCGUUCAUGUACCCGCGGUUCGAGCCAAGUGUCACUGGCUCUUCGAUGCGGCAUGUCCGCGCAGCCAGCGAGAACACGCUUGCCCGCGGCGACGGCGACGAGUAAAGUUGGCAAACGCAAA
Molecule: messenger RNA, 2881 nt
Organism: Thecamonas trahens ATCC 50062
Lineage: Eukaryota; Apusomonadida; Apusomonadidae
Product: coiled-coil flagellar protein
Exons: 1
Coding region: 1-2865 (954 amino acids)
Cellular component (GO): cytoskeleton
Source: RefSeq, a predicted model, not a curated record